Messenger RNA from Mytilinidion resinicola, 759 nucleotides. RefSeq lists its product as uncharacterized. The transcript has a single exon. NCBI's taxonomy places the organism in Eukaryota, Fungi, Ascomycota, Dothideomycetes, Mytilinidiales, Mytilinidiaceae. The annotation marks the transcript as partial. The record is from RefSeq and is a predicted model, not a curated record.
AUGACCACCAUUCCCCGCGGGAUGGCCAUGCCGCCCCUCACGCCCCAAGACAUCACCACCUUCCUCUACACCUACUUCAAAGCCGAAUACGCCCCGAUCCGUUCCUUCUUCUCCACCGCCACCGCCAUCCCCACCCACCCCGGCCGCUGGGUCGCCAUGGGCACCGAGCUGUCCCCCACCGUCUUCCGCCCCGCCAACGCGCAGGCCCAGAAAGACCUCGCCACCCUUGACGACUACCUCCGCCUGCACGGGCUCGACGCGACCUUUGUCCACGGGCUCAUCGUGCGGUAUGCGCGGUUCGACCUGCACGAGCGGCUUGAGAAGAAGCUGUAUGAGAGCUGUCGCGAGGAUCUGAUGGUGCGGAAGGCGCUGAAGGAGAAGACGCUGAUGGAUGCGCUGUGGCCGACCUACGCGAAAAGCCCGGCGGAUCUGGUGGAGCAAGGGAGGAAGGUACGCGCGUGGUAUGGGGAUAUGUUUGCGAAGUAUUUCCGGUACUUACACAGUUUGCAAGAUUAUAAGCUUCGGCUGGAGGUGGAGGAGAGGAUGAGGAGGACGCCGCAGCUGAACCUGGUGCCGUUUGUGGAGCAUCUUGUCAACGGGCCUGUGGAGGCGGUCAUGCCAGUUGCGGCAACGGGGACGGGCGUCGUGCUGCCUAAGUCGAGUGUCAUGGAGGGUGUGAGGCCGGAGGGGAGGGCGGAUAGGUUUGAGAUUCGGUUUGAUGCGCCGCCGUAUCUUUCGGAGACGCAGACGAAGAGUGUG